UGGAGAUUCCGGGUGUUGCUGCUGUCCACAGGCUGCUCCUCAGAUCCUGGGGUUGGAUCGUAAGUCCCUGAAGCUACUGUGUAGAGAGUUUUGGGCAGGAGAAUCCUGGGUCAAGCCAUGACAGUUCUCUCCUUAAUCCACUCCAUUCCCUCUCCCAGCUAAGCUGCCAGAGUGCACUGUGCAUUUCCAAGAGCAAGAAAAGAUGGAUAAAUCUACAGAGUUGGUGUCACUUGAGGAUGUGGCUGUGGACUUCACCUGGGAGGAGUGGAGGGACUUGAAUGAUGCUCAGAGGACUUUGUACAGGGAUGUGAUGCUGGAGAUCUACAGCAGCCUGGUGUCAUUGGGGUACUGCAUUAGUAAACCUGAGGUGAUCCUGAAGUUGGAGAAAGGAGCAGAGGCAUGGAUAAGAAAAGGAUACCCAAAGCAGUGCCUCCCAGAUGUCCAGAUAGUCAAUGACCUAGUUGAGAGGAGCCAAGAAAGUCAUGGUAGAUACUUGUGGCGAGGUGUAAUCAUCAAUGGCAGUCAAUCAACUGAGGAGAGAGUGGAGUUAGCAAAAUCACUGAAUGCACAUUCAAUGCAUAUUUUGAAUCUGUUUAUAAAUAAUGAAAACUAUUCAGGAGUGGGGCAUGAGGAGUUUAACAAAUGUCAGAAUGCAGUUCUUCCAGAGACUGAUGCCAUGUGUGCUGGACAGAAAUCUGAUGAGCAUAAUAUAUCUGAGGAAUCACACAGUCAUCAUGAGCAUCUUAGUCAGCAUCCUAAGAUUCCAGCUGGGCAACUUUUUGAGUAUAGUAGAAAUGGACACUCCAAUACAGUGCCAAUAAUAUUUGCAUAUAAGAAAACUCAUAUGGGUGAGACCACUUGUAAAUAUAGUGAGUAUGGGAAAGUCUGUAAUAAGUCAUCUGUCACUGCCCAAGAGAUAGGUCAGGUAGGGAUGAAAACUUUUCAAUGUGUUGUAUGUGGGAAAAUGUUCUAUAAAAAGGCUACACUUGCUCAACAUCAGAUUAUACACAUAGGAGAGAAACAUGAUAAAUACAGUGAGUGUCAGGAAUCCUUUAUCAAGCUAUCAUACCAGCAAUCAUACCUUAUUUCAUAUCAGGGAACAUCUACAGGGAAAGCUUUUAACCAAAAGUCAGCCCUCAAUAGGCAUCAGAGAAUUCACAAAAGUAAAACAACAUAUGAAUGUAAGGAAAAUUUGAAAGCUUUUAACCAAAUGUCAGCCUUCAGUAUGCAUUGGAGAACUCACCCAGGUGAUAAGCCCCACAAAUGUAAUGGAUGUAGAAAAACAAUUAACAAGCCAUCCUUCAGAAUGAAUCAGAGUACUCACACAGGGAAAACCCCUUAUGAAUGUAAAGAAUGUGGAAAAGCUUUUAAGCAAAAGUCAAAACUCAGCAGGCAUCAGAGAAUUCACAAAGGUGAGACACCAUAUGAAUGUAAAGAAUGUGGAAAAGCUUUUAAGUUAAAGUCAUACCUCAGCAAGCAUCUGAGAAUUCACACAGGUGAGAAACCAUAUGAAUGUAAAGAAUGUGGAAAAGCUUUUAACCAAAAGUCAGUCCUCAGCAUGCAUCAGAGAAUUCACACAGGUGAGACACCAUAUGAAUGUAAAGAACGUGGAAAAGCUUUUAACCAUAAGUCACACCUCAGCAGGCAUCAGAGAAUUCACACAGGUGAGAGACCAUAUGAAUGUAAAGAAUGUGGAAAAGAUUUUAAUUUUAAGUCAAAACUCAGCAGGCAUCAGAGAAUUCACAGAGGUGAGAAACCAUAUGAAUGUAAAGAAUGUGGAAAAGAUUUUAACCAAAAGUCACACCUUAGAAUGCAUCAGAGCAUUCACACAGGUGAGAGACCAUAUGAAUGUAAAGAAUGUGGAAAAGAUUUUAAGUUAAAGUCAUACCUCAGCAAGCAUCAGAGAAUUCACACAGGUGAGAAACCAUAUGAAUGUAAAGAAUGUGGGAAAGCUUUUAACCAAAAGUCAUACCUCAGAAUGCAUCAGAGAAUUCACACAGGUGAGAGACCAUAUGGAUGUAAAGAAUGUGGAAAAGCUUUUAACCAAAAGCCACACCUCAGCAAGCAUCAGAGAAUUCACAGAGGUGAGAAACCAUAUGAAUGUAAAGAAUGUGGGAAAGCUUUUAACCAAAAGUCAUACCUCAGAAUGCAUCAGAGAAUUCACACAGGUGAGAGACCAUAUGGAUGUAAAGAAUGUGGAAAAGCUUUUAACCAAAAGCCACACCUUAGCAAGCAUCAGAGAAUUCACAGAGGUGAGAAACCAUAUGAAUGUAAAGAAUGUGGAAAAGCUUUUAACGAAAAGUCACACCUCAGCAUGCAUCAGAGAAUUCACACAGGUGAGAGACCAUAUGGAUGUAAAGAAUGUGGAAAAGCUUUUAACCAAAAGUCACACCUUAGCAAGCAUCAGAGAAUUCACAGAGGUGAGAAACCAUAUGAAUGUAAAGAUUGUGGAAAAGCUUUUAACCAAAAGUCACACCUCAGCAUGCAUCAGAGAAUUCACACAGGUGAGAGACCAUAUGAAUGUAAAGAAUGUGGAAAAGCUUUUAAGUUUAAGUCAAAACUCAGCAGGCAUCAGAGAAUUCACAGAGGUGAUAAACCAUAUGAAUGUAAAGAAUGUGGGAAAGCUUUUAACCAAAAGUCAUACCUCAGCAAGCAUCAGAGAAUUCACACAGGUGAGAGACCAUAUGGAUGUAAAGAAUGUGGAAAAGCUUUUAAUGAAAAGUCAACCCUCAGCAUGCAUCAGGGAAUUCGUACUGGUGAGAAGCCACGUGAAUGUAAUGAAUGUAGAAACAGGUUUUUUUUACAACGUCACAGUUGAGAAGACAUCAGUAUACUCACACAAGAAAAAACGCCUUAUGAAUGCAAUAUGACAGGCCUUGUACUGAAAUUCCCCCUAACAGAUAAAAAAGAAUUCACACAAAGGAAAAUCUCAUUGAAUGUAAUUUAUAUGGGAUAAGAUUUUUCCAGAAGUCAUACUGCAAGACAUCAGAGAACUUGUAUCCGGAAGAAGACCGGUAAAUAUACAGUUGUCCUCAGGCAUUGAAGAAUGUCUUGAGGAUCCCCUAUUGAUAUAAAAUUUUGCUGAUGCUCAAAUCCCUUCUAUAAAUGUUGUAGUGUUUGUGUAUUACCAAUUCAAUUCCUGCUGUGUAUUUUACAUCUUGUGUAGAUUACUUGUAAUACUGAAAAAAUGUGACUACUAUGUAAAUUGUUGUUAUACUGUGUUGUUUUUCAGUUGUAGAAUUGUUUCAUUUAUUGUUUUUAUUUACUUUUGAGGAUUUUUGGUAAGUAGUUUCUUGAAUCACCAGAUGUGUAACCCUCAGAUGUGGAAGGAGGACUGUAAUGAGUGUGAAAACAUCUUUUCUCCAAAGUCUCAAGGCUGCCUGUGGUUAGAGUAUUUCUGCUUAUAACAUUGGUGCUCUUAACACAAAUGAUCUCCAUACCAGCCAUGUACCAAAAAAUAAAUAAAUAAAAAUAAAAAGAAAUCACAUCAUAGCAGGCAUUAGAGGAUUUAAAGAGGGGAGAAAUUCUAAAUGGUUUAAACUGACUGUCUUUUUAAAAAUAAAACCACUCUUUUCUCUUGUUUGCAUAGCCUGCAAUCUGAGCAUUCCACGAUUGGGUGGAUGACCAUGUAAUUUAACUCUGUUCAGGGGAAUGUAGAUAUAAGUGGUGAACAUUCCUUCCAGUUCAGGCAACAAAAUUUUUAAAAAUUCCAUUCAGUUCCUCGUUUCUCAUGUUAUUUGCAACUGAAUAAAGAUGACUCUUGGGUGCACUUUAGGGCCACAGGUGAAAGAAAUCCACCCUAAUUUAAAAUAGAAGAAAUUGAAGAAACCAGAAAUAUUCUCGUCACUACCCCAAAACCUCUGUUUACACAUUAUAUAAGAAAUUAUUUCCUCUUAAGCCAUUUUUAUGUGUGCCCUGUUUGCAUUACAACACAAGAGGUGCACUCCAGCUAAAUGAUUUUAUAGACUUUCUGAGAGGAUUUACCAGUCCUUGUAUAUGGGAAGAGAAUCUUGUGUUGUCACCAUUUAUACCCAAGUCAGUUUGUGGGAAAACCAAAUUAUGGGGAGAAAGAAUGCAAUAGAUGUGACACUUCUUAUUGGGACAGUUUAUUGAACAGUGAAAAUAAAGUUAAAUAUCUUUCUAUAUCUCUAUAAUGUGUCAAAGCUUUCAAGAAAACU
Cynocephalus volans (Philippine flying lemur) is the source of this 4178-nucleotide messenger RNA. Its product is annotated as zinc finger protein 420-like. The record is from RefSeq and is a predicted model, not a curated record. The coding region runs from base 203 to 2818 and encodes 871 amino acids. Lineage: Eukaryota; Metazoa; Chordata; Mammalia; Dermoptera; Cynocephalidae. The transcript is spliced from 5 exons. Gene Ontology annotation, biological process: regulation of DNA-templated transcription.